Phalacrocorax carbo (great cormorant) is the source of this 7213-nucleotide messenger RNA. Lineage: Eukaryota; Metazoa; Chordata; Aves; Suliformes; Phalacrocoracidae. The record is from RefSeq and is a predicted model, not a curated record.
GGGCGCUGCCCUGCCUCCCCCUACCCGGAAGUGGUGAACGGGGCCUGUGGCGGCUGGCGGUGCUGGUCGCCAGCGCUUCACCCACCGGCUGAGACGAUGGGCACUGCAUAUUAAGCAGGGGCGGAAGACUGAAGCCCAUCUGGGGACAGAAUGAGUGUAAAAGAUGCUGAUAGUGCAGUUUGCCAGGCCUAUAAUCUUCAUAUUUACCCCCAACUCUCAACAGAAAGUGCUCCCUGCUGCAAAGUGACAGCAACCAAGGAUAGCACAUCUUCAGAUGUCAUCAAGGAUGUGAUUAAUAUCUUAAACUUGGAUGUCUCGAAACAUUACGUGCUUGUGGAAGUGAAGGAAUCAGGUGGAGAAGAAUGGGUACUUGAUAUAAAUGAUUCUCCUGUCCAUAGGGUUUUACUUUGGCCUCGUCGUGCUCAGGAUGAGCAUCCGCAAAAGGAUGGGUACUACUUUCUUUUGCAAGAAAGGAACACUGAUGGGACCAUCAAAUAUGUCCAGAUGCAGUUGGUUUCCAAGGAGACAGAUGCUCGGCGAUUGGUUGAAAGGGGUUUUCUUCCAUGGUAUAGGGAGGACGUUGAUGACUUGUGCAAUCUCCCCAACUUAACGGAGACAACGCUCCUAGAGAAUCUCAAAUGCCGCUUUCUAAAACACAAAAUUUAUACUUACGCAGGAAGUAUUCUGAUUGCAAUUAACCCCUUCAAGUUCCUGCCCAUUUAUAAUCCUAAAUAUGUCAAGAUGUAUGAGAAUCAUCAGCUUGGGAAGUUGGAGCCUCAUAUUUUUGCCAUUGCUGAUGUGGCUUAUCACACAAUGCUUAAAAAACAUAUUAAUCAGUGCAUCGUUAUAUCAGGUGAAAGUGGGUCUGGGAAAACUCAAAGCACAAACUUCUUAAUUCACUGCCUCACAGCACUGAGCCAGAAAGGGUACGCGAGUGGUGUGGAGAGAACUAUUCUAGGAGCUGGACCAGUUCUGGAGGCAUUUGGAAAUGCAAAAACAGCACAUAACAAUAACUCCAGUCGUUUUGGAAAGUUUAUUCAAGUCAACUAUUUAGAGAAUGGUAUUGUCCGAGGGGCUGUGGUUGAAAAAUACCUGCUUGAAAAAUCUCGUCUGGUUUCUCAAGAAAAAGAUGAAAGGAACUACCAUGUCUUUUAUUACUUGCUACUUGGAGUCAAUGAGGAAGAGCGUAAAGAAUUUCACCUCAAGCAACCUGAAGAUUAUUUCUACCUCAAUCAGCAUAACUUGAAAAUUGAAGAUGGGGAAGAUCUCCGACAUGACUUUGAAAGAUUAAAACAAGCCAUGGAGAUGGUUGGCUUCCUUUCAGCAACAAAAAAACAGAUUUUUUCAAUACUUUCAGCUAUUCUUUAUCUGGGCAAUGUUACGUACAAGAAGAAAGCUACAGGUCGUGAUGAAGGGUUGGAAGUAGGACCUCCUGAAGUGUUGGACAUUCUUUCCCAACUUUUGAAAGUUAAACGAGAAAUUCUAGUAGAAGUGCUAACAAAAAGAAAAACUGUGACUGCUAAUGAUAAGCUUAUUUUGCCGUAUAGUCUCAAUGAGGCAAUAACAGCUCGUGAUUCGAUGGCAAAGUCCUUAUACAGUGCUCUGUUUGAUUGGAUUGUUCUGCGAAUUAAUCAUGCGCUCCUUAAUAAGAAGGACAUGGAGGAAUCUGUUAUGUGUUUGUCCAUUGGUGUACUUGAUAUUUUUGGAUUUGAAGACUUUGAAACCAACAGUUUUGAACAGUUCUGUAUAAAUUAUGCAAAUGAGCAGCUUCAGUAUUAUUUCAAUCAGCAUAUUUUCAAAUUGGAGCAGGAGGAAUAUAAGAGUGAAGGGAUCACUUGGCACAAUAUUGACUAUACUGAUAAUGUGGCCUGCAUUCACUUAAUCAGCAAGAAGCCCACUGGCCUCUUCUAUCUUCUGGAUGAAGAAAGCAAUUUUCCACAUGCCACCAACCAAACUCUGCUUGCAAAAUUCAAACAGCAGCAUGAGGAGAACAAGUUUUUUGUUGGAACCCCGGUGAUGGAGCCAGCUUUUAUUAUUCGACAUUUUGCCGGGAAAGUUAAAUACCAGAUAAAAGAUUUCAGAGAGAAAAAUAUGGAUUACAUGAGACCAGAUAUUGUUGCUUUGCUACGAAGCAGUGACAGUGCUUAUGUUCGGGAGCUGAUAGGAAUGGACCCCGUCGCUGUGUUCCGUUGGGCAGUUUUGCGGGCAGCUAUUCAAGCAAUGGCUGUCUUUGCAGAAGCUGGACGCCAGAGAGCCCAGAAGACUGCAGGAGUGAUACGUCAAGGACCGAGAGUUCCCCUUGGAGAACUCCAGAGAUCAAAUACACCAGUAGAAAAAGUUUAUCGAGACAUGCAUGAACAAAUCAUCGCAAGUAUAAAAGGACUUCCAUGGCAGGGCGAUGAUCCCUGUAAGCUGCUUCGGUCACUCAGUCGGCUUCAACACCGCUCCCACUUCAUGAAAAGUAGAGGUAUCAAACAAAAGCAGAUCAUUCCCAAGAACCUGCUGGAUUCAAAAUCUCUGAAGCUCAUAGUAAGCAUGACUCUGCACGAUCGAACUACAAAAUCCCUCUUGCACCUACACAAAAAGAAGAAACCCCCUAGCAUAAGUGCACAGUUCCAGACUUCGCUUAAUAAGUUACUGGAGGCACUGGGUAAAGCUGAGCCGUUCUUCAUCCGUUGCAUCCGCUCCAAUGCUGAGAAGAAAGAGUUGCUUUUUGAUGAAAACUUGGUGCUUCAACAGUUAAGAUACACUGGCAUGCUAGAAACCGUGCGAAUCAGAAGCUCUGGCUACAGCACGAAAUAUACAUUCCAGGAAUUCAUAGACCAGUUUCAGGUGUUACUGCCCAAAAAUGCAAAAGCCUCCAAGGAAGACAUUUGUGUUCAUUUGAAGAAACUAAAACUGGAUGAGAACUACUAUCAAAUAGGAAUGACCAAGGUCUUUAUGAAAGAGGUUGGCCAGCAAAUACUAAAGGAUACACUACACAAAGAGGUGAUCAGGAAAAUAAUUCUCCUUCAGAGCUGGCUCAGGAUGGUUUUGGAAAGGAGACGCUUUCUCAGAACAAGGCAGGCAGCCAUUGUUUUACAGGCUUGCUGGCGUUCCCGUUGCGUUAGGAUGGCACUGCAGAGGAAUAAUGCUGCCGUUUAUAUUCAGUCAGCAUGGCGAAGAUACAGGGAGCAAAAAUGCUACCUUCAGCAGAAGAGGAGAAUUUGUCUCCUGCAGGCCAUGGUCAGAGGGUAUCUACAGCGUAAGAGAUUUCAAAAAAUGGCUAUAGAAAAGCAGAAAGCUGAAGAAAAGCAGAGAGAAAUGCAGGAAGACCAAGACAGAGAGAAUGAUGUGAGCAAGGAUGAGCAGAGCGAACCAGCAACAGAUCAGUUGCCUGUGAAACAGAAGUCAGAGCUUGAUCAAGCUGUCGGGGACAGAGGUCAAACUCCAGAUGAGCAAGCUGAAGACCUGAGCUCAUCUGAAAAAGCCACAUUACCCCAGAAGAACGUGACAGAGGGCACUGAGAAAGUAACAAACAGCCGGGAGAAACGUGAAUCUCGCCGGCAGAGGGGGCUGGAACAUAACGACUUACAGAAUAAGCAUGUCCUGUUUUCCUUCGAAGGACCAUCUUUACUGUUCAAUGAGGAACAAACAUCAUCUGAGGAGGCCCUGGAAACUGUUCCAGUGCCAAAGAAAUCCACAGCACAAGAUAGUGUCCUUCAAGGAAGCAGUGAGGGAGAGAAAAGUCCAAGUGAAGAAAAAGCUCUUCCAGACAUACCGCCAUCAAGUGAGAUAAAAGAAAGCAGUUCUAUUCCUGAGCAACCACCUGUAUCAGAAGGGGAGAAAGUAGAUGAUAAGGCAGUUGAUAGAAUGAAAACACAAGGGAACCAAAAUAACCAGAUAAAAGGCAGCCAAAGCUUUAACUGCCCUGAAAGGCCGACAAAUCUUGCACUGAAUCUUCAUAAUACGCUUUCUGCUCCUGGGAGCUUACAAUCUCCAGUUGAAUGCUGGGCAGAUAAAAGUAAACAUCUUGCUCAGAAGGCAACCAAAGAUCUGGAUAGUCCCACUUCUUCCCAAAUCCAGAGAUAUGUGGAUGACCCAGAGAAACUAAAGUACAAGAGAGAGAAGUGGAAAGGCAAGAGACAGUCUGAUGCUGGUCAGAAUGAUAUGCUGAGUCAGUCUCUGGAUGGAAGAACACGUGCGGAUAAGUCUCCUCAGGAUCAGCUAGAAAAGAAGGGGAGUUCAUCUUCAUUAAGUGAUCUUUCAACACUCGCCCAAUCCAUUGCCAUGAAUCAGCAGUCACCAGAUACGAUAGAAGAAGAAAAGGGCAACAAGAAAUAUCCUGUGCAAAAGAAGCCCGGUGACCUCUUACCUACCUCAGAUGCAGCUGUUUCCGUGCAGUCAGCAAGUCACCAAGUAGAUGCCAAGUCUGCUUUUAAAAGUCCUUUGCGUAGACUUUUGGGGAAAAAGCCAGACAAGAAAACUCCAAAGGAGAGUCCUGAUGUGACUGAUGAAGGAGAAGGCAUCUCCCUUGUAUCCUGUGUCCUCUUUGCAGAUACAGGAGGAACCCAGAAAGCUUCAGACGCUUCUGGACAGCCAAGUCGCCUCCAGGCAGGGGAGCGCCCUGUGAAAGAGGGCAGUAAAACAAAGAAGAACCGUACUAUAAAAAUCAGCAAGAUCUCAAGUGUGUCUCAGAAUUGGCGAGCUUCCAUGGUCCGUGAGAUUGCAAAUGCCAAUGAACUGAAAGAUCUCGAUGAGUUCCUCCUAAACAAGAUCAAUGACUUACCCUCCCAGAAGUCUGGUGUGGAAUGUUUGUUUUUUGAAGCCACAGAGAAGUUUAGAGGAAACAUCAAGACCAUGUACUCUGCUCCUAAUGGGCAAAUCCAUGUUGGCUACAAAGAUCUGGUGGAAAAUUACCAGCUUCUAGUUACAAAUCUGGCCAAAAAAACGGAAGAGAAAGAAGUGAAGCUGGUUUUGAAUCUCUUCCAAUCGCUUCUGGAUGAAUUCAUCAGAGGAUAUACAAAAAAGGAGGAGUCUGAGCAGCCCAAGCAAACUAAAGCCCAGAAGAAGAAACGAAAACAAGAGCGUGCAAUUGAAGAACACAAUGGCCACGUAUUCACAAACUAUCAAGUGAGCAUACGGCAAUCGUGUGAACACUGCUCGUCCUACAUCUGGCCCAUGGAAAAGGCCUGUCUCUGCAGUGUUUGCAAGUUGACUUGUCACAAGAAAUGCAUGUCCAAAAUCCAGAGCAGCUGUACGUCCUGUGGAAAAAAGAAUGAACAGGACGCAGAACCACGUCAUUUUGGAGUCUGUGUGAGUGCCCUGACCAGCAAGGAGAAUUCGGUCCCCAUUGUCAUGGAGAAGUUGCUAGAGUAUGUGGAGAUGCACGGCCUCUACACAGAAGGCAUUUACAGGAAAUCAGGAUCAGCAAAUCGUAUGAAGGAGCUGAAACAGUUGCUGCAAGCAGAUCCAAACUCAGUGAAACUGGAGAAUUACCCUAUUCACACGAUUACGGGGAUCCUUAAGCAAUGGCUACGGGAAUUACCAGAUCCACUGAUGACAUCUGCGCAGUACCAUGAUUUUCUCCGAGCUGUAGAACUACCAGAAAAACAGGAGCAACUCUGUGCCAUUUACAGUGUCCUUGAACAGCUUCCACAAGCAAAUCAUAAUACCUUGGAGCGACUCAUCUUCCAUCUGGUCAAAGUGGCUUUGAUAGAAGAUGUGAACCGUAUGUCACCCAACGCCUUGGCCAUUGUUUUCGCUCCAUGCCUCUUGCGUUGUCCUGAUACCUCGGACCCUUUAACCAGCAUGAAGGAUGUUUCAAAAACAACCAUGUGUGUAGAGAUGCUCAUAAAGGAACAGAUAAGGAAGUACAAGAAAAAAAUGGAUGAAAUAAAUCAGCUGGAAGCAGCUGAGAGCAUUGCUUUCCGACGACUCUCAUUGCUUCGGCAGAAUACGCUCUGGCCUGUAAAACUUGGCUUUUCUUCCCCUUAUGAGGGGAUGCUGAGUAAAAGCUCACAGGUCAAAGGAAAUGACAGUGGCAACUCAGAACUGGACUCGGUGCAUGAAGAAGAGGAAGUUUCUGAAGCUGAUAACCGGGAAAAGGAGAUUCUCAUUGAUCGCUUACAGUCAAUAAAAGAAGAAAAGGAAGAUAUAACUUACCGGUUACCUGAGCUUGAUCAGCGAGGCUCUGAUGAGGAAAACGUAGACUCUGAGACCUCAGCAAGCACAGAGAGCCUACUUGAGGAUAGGACAGGACGGAUGGAUACCGAAGCAAUUACUGGAUUACACUGCCGUGCUCAGAGCUGCAGCAUGCCUGCCAAAGACAUUUGCAAAGUGCCUUCUCUUUUGCAAACCUCUUCAAAUUCUUCCUCUGCAUCCCUGGCUUCAAGACAGAGAUCAUCUUUAACACUGCCCAAGAUUAAAGUGCCCCGUCGAACUCCAGUGAUGCCAACAGCAAAUAUAAAACUUCCUCCUGGGAUUUUCAAACGGACAGAAUCCCAGGUCACAAUUUCAGCGAAUGAAGAGUCUCAGAUGAUGGUGAGACGAAGGGAGCAGCCAGCAAGGCGAACUGAUAAAAUUCACUCUGUGUACAUUGCACAAGGGUCUGCAACGGCCCACGCUCAGGAACUCUUGGAUGAAUACGAACCCACAGCAAAAGUAAAACGGAGGUUUUCAGACCCUUACUCUCAUGUUCCCUGUAUAGAGAAGUGAAAUGCUUAAGCUGUCUGGACUACUUUGAAAUUGACUGCAGCUUUGGCUUUUAACCCUUCGAAGGCUGUGAAUUCAUUCAUGUUCUUUUAAGUAGCUGCUGGGAACGCAGCUUGGAAAUGUAUAGGACUGUAAGGGUUAAGCAAGGUUGUUUGAAACAAACACUUUUUAAAUUAAAACCCUGCAAAGAAAGUUGAACAUAAAACGUACGUUAAGUAAAAUACGUGGGUUUGAGUGUACAGGGAUAAAACAAGUCCUCCGGUUUCUUCUGUCGUGCCUUUUUCUAUUUGCCUUACAAUAGACUCUAAAGGGCGCAGCACUGAGUUUGGGUCAAUGUGUGCUGUCUUAGUAUUUUUAUAUUUUUAAUGACAACUUUCUGUGCUGUUUACAGUUUUGUUAAAGUUAAGUAGCCUUAACCGAGACCAAAAUGCAUAAAGAUGUUUAUAAAUACAUUGCACUUUUAAAAAAUGUGUUCAUUUGUCAAUGUCUCUCUUACCUAAUGAAUAAUUUCUUUAAAAGG